Molecule: messenger RNA, 2700 nt
Organism: Pecten maximus
Lineage: Eukaryota; Metazoa; Mollusca; Bivalvia; Pectinida; Pectinidae
Product: integrator complex subunit 12-like
Exons: 8
Coding region: 183-1352 (389 amino acids)
Biological process (GO): snRNA 3'-end processing
Cellular component (GO): integrator complex
Source: RefSeq, a predicted model, not a curated record
AAUUUCGGAUGAAUAUUUUCAAAUUUUUGACAUCUAAUUGUUUGGUUCUGUCAUUGAAUAUCAAAUUGAAUAAUCAUAUGCCUUCUAAUUUAUUUCUUUACUUAAUAGGUAUUCACAAGUUGACUGCUCCUACUGGUGGUUGGUCGUAACAUAGGAGCUGGAUAUAAAGGAAUCUGGUGAAAAUGGCAACUGUUGAACUUGAUCCUGUGUUUGUGAAGGCAUUGAAAUUGCUGCAUUCCAAGAGUCGAGAUUCCGCUGAUCAACUCUGCCAGUUGUUGGAUGAAGCAAUAGCCCAGAGAAAAGGCCAAAAGUCAACAUCACUCUCAUCAGAGUCCAAGACUUCAAAUAAAUCAACACUGAAGCAUCAAGAGGAAGACAAAUUGAAAAAGAGAGAAUCUGAGAAAAGAUCACUAGACAAGUUGAAGAAGGAGUUGGCAGAUUUAUCAGACGAAGUGCCGGUGAAGAAAGCACGUCGUGACUCGCCGCAAACUGUGAUGAAGGUGAAGGAAGAAGAGACAUCUCAGGAGACGAGAAAGGAAGAGAAAUCAUCAAAGGACCGUGACAAAGAGAGGAGGAAAGAAGCAGAGAGAAAGGCAAAGAUAGAGAAGGAGGAAAAGGAACGACAGGAAAAAUCAGAUGACAGUGAGGAUGAAGAGAAGAGUAUCGAUGCAGAUGACUUUGCGUUUGAUCUGGGAAUUGCUUGUGUUGUGUGCAAGGGCUUUGAUGUGACAUCUGGAAAUCAGCUGGUGGAAUGUCAGGAAUGCCAUAAUCUUUACCAUCAGGAAUGUCACAAACCAGCAGUGACAGAGCAGGAUGUCAAUGAUCCUCGGUUUGUAUGGUACUGUACCAGGUGUACGAAGACUAUGAAGAAGAUGGCAUCUGCCUCCAAGCCGGUGAAGAGUAAGUCAUCCUCAUCAUCGUCGUCAUCGUCUUCUUCAUCCGUGCUGUCCUCUACCAGGGAAACUUCUAGUAUGAGCACCUCCAGUAGCAGUAGCAGUUCCAGCAGCAAGAACACCAAGCCCGACCCUUCUACACUCUUUAGCUUCCGCAGGGUUGAAUCAAAGCAGUCAUCAAGCUCCAAAGACCAAACCAGUAGCUCAGGGAAUCGUCCACUCAGUGGCCUGGCAAGUCUGGCAGCAAACCUUUCAGGAAAAAGUGAUCAAAUUAAGUCUAUCAGUAGCAGCAGCAGCAGUCGGUCCGAGUCUACUUCCAAGUCCUCUGUAAAAUCAGAGUCUUCUAAAAGUAGCUCUAAACAUGACCACACAAAGAAAUCGUCCAGCAAGAGCAAGUCGUCUGAGCCUGCUGUAAAACCAGGUGGAAUAAAACUGGGUAUAGACAUAUUUAAGAAUUAACCAACCAAAGCUGAACCUGUAAAAUCCAGUACUAAGUCCAGUUCGUCCAGCAAUAGUACUAGUAGUAGUAGUAGCAGCUGCAGCAGCAGCAAGCAGAGUUCUGGUGGAUCAACAUCCGCAGUCAACGCUGACAAGAGAUUACAAAUGAUGAAGAAGAAGGCAGCAGCUAAACUGCAGGAGAAACGUUCUUCUUUGAGAUGAGAAAAAAACAAUAACAGUAAAUGUAUAGGAGAAUUUGUAAUGGAUAAACAAAAAUAAUAUGUACCAGUCUUUAUAUGUGCAAUAUCCCAUAUAUGCUCUAAUAAGAUUCUCAUAAUCACAUGUCACAAUUCGACUUGUCUGCUGUAAAAUCUGUGGAUUUAGACUUAAUGUUACAGAUAAUCAAAUGAGAUUUGUCUGUUACACAGAUUUACAAGCUAUGCUUUCUCUUUAUACCAGAAUUUGGACUUUGCUAGUAAAAUAUCUACCGAGAUCUGAUUGGGCAAACAAAAUGGCGAACAGGUGACCAUUUGAGGAUUGUUAUCGCUGCUUCUAGAAAAGUAUUGGAUGGAUAUUUCUCAAACUUCACAUGCUGGUUUCCCUUGAUCCCUAGUUGUGCCCAUUCAAUUUGAGUCUGAUUGGGAAAACAAGAUGGCCAACAGGUGGCCAUCCUGGGGUUUUUGACAGUUGUGUUUCUUAUUGCUAUUUCUUAAAAUGUAUUGGCAGGAUAUGUCUAAAACUUUGCAUGUAGGCUCUCCCUGGUCCCUAGUUGUGCCCAUUUAAUUCUGAGUGUGAUAUAUAAUACAAAAUGGCCGACAGGCAGCUGUCUUUGAUUUUGACAGUUGAAGUUUGUUAUCAGAAUUUCUUGGAAAGUACUGGAGGGAUAUUUCUUAAUCUUCACAUGUAGAUAUCCCUUUGUCUGUAGUUGUUUACUUAUGUUCAUUCAAUAAUGAGUCUGAUGGGGAAAACAAAAUGGCCAAAAGAAGUCAUCUUUGAUUUUAACAGUUGAAAUUUGUUAUCAAUACAUUUUAGAAAGUUCAUCCUAGAUCUUUCUUAGCUACAGUGUAUCUUGAUAUAGAGGAAAGUGGAGUAAAAACCAGUCUUUUAUAAGAAUGAUAAAGAUAAUUGAAUGGUGGGUACUAAGAUUCCUCUGGGAUCUCUUUAUGAUAUAUAGAACAGUUCUUAGUUAGCCAUCGCUUUACCAUUAUAAUUCCUCCUGUGCUUGCCUAGGUCCCCUUGUGGAAUAUGUAUUAGAUUUAAAUAACCAUCAAGUUUAAAUGUUUUUGCUGAAACUACAGGUGGGUUUUGGUGGAAUAUACUGGGGAUGUAUAUUAUGUUGAAUGUUAAUAAAUACAAUAACAAAAAUCUG